GGAUUUGGCCGAAGGAUUUUCCUAUCGAGGAGAGAGGGUUGCCGAAUGGAAAUACAAAAGCGGCAAAAAUAGAUCAUUCGUUGCGUUGUGAACUAGAGCAAAGUGUGGCCGUGGAAUAGAGACAACACCCACAUGGGCAGGAAAGGUAGGAAAACAGCAGACGCCGGGGAAGGGGAUGCUCCCCUCACAAAACGGGCUCGUUUGGAGGAACCCGAAAUUUCAGGGUAUGCGGUUCAGUGGGAAUGGGAGGGAGAUAAGGGAGUGUGGACAAGAUACUCGGAGAGCAUGAAUGGAGACAUUACUGAUGCAUUCAACAGCAAGAAGAAAAUGGUGGAGUUUGAUGUUGGAAAAAAUUUUACAAUUCAAGUAAAGAUGGAUCAUAUGGUCCAGAAAAAUAAGAAGAGCGGCUGGGAGCGAAGAAUUAGGUGUUGUCUGAAAGAGGACGAAGAAUUCUACGUCUGGCAGUGGAAAGAUGAGAAAGGUGGAUGGAACCCUUACAGUGUGGUGACCUGUAUAGAUCUAGAGAGGGCUGAUGGGAAGGGUCAUGUAGACUUUGAGGCGUUCAACAGGUCUUAUUCAAUAGAUGUUGCCAAACUGGAACAAAUUAACUGUACAACUGACAUUAGAAGGAAAGUGGAAAGAGUCAAAUCAAAUGCUAUUGCGCCAGACCCAUCAUCCACAGGAACAGUAAAAUCAGAGAUACCGGAAACUGCAAAGGCUUCUGGGAAAAAAACUGCAACCAAAGUUAAACAAGAACCAUCUGAGGAAGAUGCAGGGCCAUCGAAAGGAAAGAAGGCUGCAGCAAAAAGUGGGGGAAGGAGAGGGAAAUCUGGGCGAGGGAAUGAUGCAGAGGAAGAAAAAAUCCGUACAGUGGUGAUAUCUGGGGUGGCCCCGGUUGAUGAUGAGUGUGCAUCAUUAGUUGGGAAGGCUCAAGUUUACAGUGAGGGAAGUGAUGUAUGGGAUUGCAUGUUGAAUCAGACAAAUGUUGGCAAUAACAACAACAAGUUUUACCUGAUACAGCUGCUGAAAGAGAACUCUAAGAAUGCCUUCCAUGUGUGGCAGAGAUGGGGGCGUGUUGGCUAUCGUGGACAGGACAAUUUGGUUCCUUGUGGAGGAGAUGUAGAGAAGGCUAAGGAUAUAUUCACUAAAAAAUUUAAAGACAAAACCAAAAAUGACUGGUAUCAAAGGAAGACUUUUGAGAAAGUCCCUGGGAAAUAUGAUCUGCUGGCCAUUGAUUAUGGAGCAAAGGGUGAGGACGAGACAGAUGCUGUGAAAUUGAAAAAAGAGGAUUCAGAUGUCAAAGUGCCAGACUCCAAGAUAGACCAGAAAAUUCAGAAUCUGAUGAAGAUGAUAUGUGAUAUUAAAACUAUGGAGGAUGCAGUGAGAGAAAUGAAAUAUGAUUGUAAUAAGGCACCCUUAGGUAAGCUGACAGAUGAGCAGAUAAAGGCGGGAUAUUCUGCUCUGAAGGUUAUUGAUACAUGUAUAGAGAAGGGAGACUUUGGGAGAAAACUCACAGAUGCCUGUAAUGAUUUCUACACAAGGAUACCUCAUGAUUUUGGAUUUAAAACUCCACCAGUGAUUCGAGACAAGGAGACUGUCAAGUUAAAGAUGCAACUCUUAGAGUCCUUAGAAGACAUCGAGAUUGCCAUUAGGACCCUGAAGAGUGGGGAUUAUUCCGAAAACCCUGUAGACAGACAUUACCAUUCGCUGAAGUGUGAACUGAAUCCCAUAGACAAAUCCUCAGAGGAAUUUCUGUUGAUAAAUGAAUAUCUUCAAAACACUCAUGCAACUACGCACAACCAAUACAAAAUGGCAAUUGAAGAUGUAUUCCAAGUUGAAAAAGAGAAUGAAGCUGAACAAUUUGUAGAUCAUAGCAACAGAAUGCUGUUGUGGCAUGGUUCUCGAUUGACCAAUUUUGUGGGUAUCCUGUCAAAAGGACUUCGUAUUGCUCCGCCUGAGGCCCCUGUUACAGGUUACAUGUUUGGUAAAGGUGUGUAUUUUGCUGACAUGUCCAGUAAGAGUGCUAAUUACUGCUUUGCUACACGAUCAAAAAAUGUCGGACUGUUACUGCUCUGUGAGGUAUCUCUCGGCACCACCAAUGAUUUACUGGCAGCAGACUAUAAGGCAAAUAAACUUCCAGCAGGAAAACACAGCGUUAGGGGAAUGGGGGCAGUGGCUCCUGACCCAACUCGAAACAAAGUAUUACCUAACGGGACAAUAGUUCCUGUGGGAAAGAGCAAGAACACAACUGUGAAAAAUCCUAGUGGAUAUACUCUAAACUACAAUGAAUUUAUUGUAUACGAUACAAAACAGAUCAAAAUGAAGUAUUUAGUGAAGACAAAAUUCAACUUUAAAUGACAAACUCUGAUUUUUUUCUACACAAUGCAGAUGAGAUUCGCAGUUUAACACAAUCAACUACUAAUUUUUCUACUUACUUGUUUCUUAGAUGGUGGGGCAUUAGAGCAAGGGGGGGCUGUCCUUUUUUAUGAGAACUAAGUUUGAUGAGUGUUUAAUUGUUACGUUAUAUUGACUUUUUUUCUUUAAAGUUAUUUUAAUUAGCUUUUAGACACAUGAUUUAGAUAUCAAUAAAACUAUAAGAAAUCUG
Molecule: messenger RNA, 2605 nt
Organism: Ostrea edulis (European flat oyster)
Lineage: Eukaryota; Metazoa; Mollusca; Bivalvia; Ostreida; Ostreidae
Product: poly [ADP-ribose] polymerase 2-like
Exons: 18
Coding region: 133-2358 (741 amino acids)
Molecular function (GO): NAD+ poly-ADP-ribosyltransferase activity; zinc ion binding
Source: RefSeq, a predicted model, not a curated record